CAACUUUUUCUGUGAUGUGAACGUGAAGAGAAGGGCAACUUUGUUCGAAGCUUACUUCAUACUUUAUUUACCUGUUUUUAGUGUAUUGUUAGAAAUACAAUUCAAAUCAUCACUUUAGUGCGUGUUCAUUUUUCAUUCCGUAAAAGUUAUUCAGUGGACUUCAAUCAUUACAUCUAAGUUUACUCGAGUUUCGUAGUUCUGGAGGCUAACCACUCUCCGAGGUGUUUAUUUUUUUAAGCUCAAAUUCCACAGUUGUGUUUAUUAGUGAAUUGCGUUGUUAUAUUCGCUAUGGCUGGUAAAUUUUACUUCGCUUUAGCGUUAAUUUGCGUGGUACCUAUAGUCUACGCGUGUAAUGAAGCUAUAUGUGCUAGUGUAGUUUCCAAGUGUAUGCUCACGCAGUCAUGUAAGUGUGACUUGAAGGACUGCUCAUGCUGUAAAGACUGCUUCAACUGUCUCAGCUACCUGUACGACGAAUGCUGCAGCUGUGUUGACAUGUGUCCUAAGCCAAAUGACACACACACAGAAUUAUCUAAGUCCUCGUAUGUAGAAGAGUUAGUGGAUGGUGUGCCAGGACUUUUCACCGCAUUGACAAGUGACGCAGACCCACGCGAGAGGUGGAUAUCCAUUACAUACCCUGUGGACUUUGACCUAACAAAGUAUAUGCCAGCAUCGGAAAAACAAGUGGUGUAUCAUUUACAGAGUAUCGAACAGGAAUCCGAACCAGUGAGUCGGGACAUCAUAACCCUCAACUGCACUGUGGCAUACUUGUCUCAAUGCAUGUCGAGUGAUAAGUGCCGCGCGUCAUGCCGUUCCAUGGGCGCCAAUAGUUUGAGAUGGUUCCAUGAUGGUUGCUGUGAAUGUGUUGGAGAAAAAUGCUUAUACUACGGAAUCAAUGAGAGCAGGUGCUUGGCGUGUCCUAGCGGCAAAAGCUCUCCAGUUAUAAUGGACGAUGACCUCUCCUAUGACGACCUGGACUAUGGGGAAGAAGUUGACACACAGUCAGUAUAGGAUUGUAGAUGUUAUAUAUAUUAAUAGUAUAAUAGUGUUGUAGUUGGCAUUAAAAACACAUUUUUUAGUUUCUAAAGUAUUGUGGUGUAAAUCAGUUUGGAUUCUUAAUUUACUUUAAUGUCAAGACAUUAAUUAAAAUGUAAAAUAAUUUAUUAACGUAAAAAAAUUACGUUCAAAAUUAUAGUUUACUUAGGCUUCGCAUGGGUAGCAUUUAUACAUAUAAACCUUUCUCUUGAAUCACUCUAUUUCAAAUAACUAAGUGUACUAGUUUACCUAGCCUUACAUAAUGAUACUGAAAAGUGUGUAAUAAGCCUCAUCAAAAUUAGUUAUUACUUAAAGAAAUAGAUGUAGUAUUAUUUAUUUUUAGAAAGCUUUUAAUACUGGAAAGCAAUAUUGGUUUCCAUACAAAUAUAAAAUGUAUGUGUCAAGAAAAUCUAAUAUGUGAUUACCAUGGAUUUAGUUAGAUUGGGUCUUAAUGGAGAUGUUUGUUAUUAGGUACAUAUAUUUAUUUCUACCACCAGGUUUCGCUUGUUAAACUUGGGUUAAGGUCAUGUCAAAUAAUGAUUCCAAUUAUUUUUAAUUAAAGUGCUAACAUUAACUUUGUCACACCACCAACUUAAAGUUUUUCUGUUUGGUCAGCUGGUUGACUGGUAGAGAAUGACAAACGGCAUUAAGUCUGACUUUUGUACAUUUUUGUUGUGCAACAAAGUUUUAAAUAAAUAAAUAACAUCUCUAGUGUAAACGAUUUUGUGAAAAUCCUCACAAUUCCACACACUUUCACAUUCAAACCAUGGUUCUCAUAAUGAAUCAUAAAAAUCAGAAAAAUUUAUAUCUUCAUUCCCUAAAAAGCAAGCGAAGUCUAGAAAAUAUGAAAGUUAAAAAGAUAUAUUUCUCCACUGCCACAUUAUUUUAAUGAAUUUUUCAACACUUCCUUUACUAUUUAUGCUGUUUUUUUUAACUGGGCAAGAUUUCAUUGUUGAAUAUAAACUUUUUAAAAAGGUCAGGUAUAAUGAAAGAUGCCUUCAAACUUUGCCUGCACUUACAAUUGUACUUCGUAGUAAGAAGUAAUGUUUUUCAGUGACUACUUAAAUGUUUUACAUGUGAACGUUAUCUUUUAUGAUUUUUAAACUUUUGAGAAAUAGCUUUAGUAACCAUAUAGUGCAUUCGCAAUUAAAAGUUGUUAGCAUAUUGUUACACGCAUUAUCAUAAUUUUUUGAGAAAUAGUGUAAUUUGUUCUUUGUUCUAAUAAACUAUAAAUAAUUUAGGUAUGUACAUACAAAUUUAGUACAAAUAAAAACAUUCAAUAUUUAGAGGGACUGAAUUGUACAGAAGAACUUUAAAAAUUUUCCACAUAAAUGGAGGUAAAGUUGGAUAAUAACCCACGUAGCCAUGGCACGCGCGACGCCGUUUUUAUCGCGCGAAAAAAUAUCGCUGUUUCCCUUUUAAUUAUGAAGUGAAACGGGACAGCGAUAGUUUUCGCGCGAAUAAAUGGCGUCGCGUCUUCUAUGUGUCACAAUGAUUUUUUUGAAAUAGUUAUUCAAUAUUCCUUAUUUAACUAGCUAAUGUUUAGUUCCACUUUUCUGAAAUAUUUAAAGGUACUGACUGCUUUUAGUAACAACUAUUCCCGUUUUGUCAACCUAAACAUUUAUUUCUGCGACCGGUGUAAAAUGAACGUAAAAGGAGUAGAUAUGAAAAGGUUAAGGGUUUUUUUGUACAAACAUUUUAUAUAUAUCUGUAGUAAAAUACAGAAUUUAUGAUGGGCUAGUCGUAACUAUUGGGCGACAGUUCUAAGUAAAUAAUUCUAUAUAAUGCAAUAUAAUGUAAGUUACUAUGGAAAGAAAUAGUAUUGAUGUCGUCUUUCAAAACAUACAAUUCUAAUUUGAUAUUUUUUAUCACAGAUUAAAAAGUGGGUUAUCUAUUUCGAAAUUAAUCUAUGUGUAAUCGGUCCGUCCUUACGAAUUGGUAUUAAAUUAUUGAGAUUAUAUUUCGCCUACAUAGUUUUAUGGUAGAUUUAUAUUUAUAUUCAUGCACGAAAUCUCCAAAGUGCCAAAAUAGUAAUACAAUAUAAUGUCAUCGUGCCUAUUUUUGUGUAUGUAAAGUCUUUUUCUAGGGCAUGUGGAAAACGGUCAGUGACCUUUUGUUUGUUCGCCACCUGUACUCGGACAAGUUAAGAACCAAUAUGAUGGACUGCAUCUUCUUCAGCUCAGUUGGGUAUUGGUCACUUCACAGUGACUUUGUUGGUGAACCGGCUUAACAGUGUCAGCCGGUCUUUGGCUAUUCACAUUUAUGUCUUGCCCAAUAUUUUACAAAUGUCAUCAUACUCUAUACUCUACUUCAUGCAGACUCUGUCUGUUCAAGAACUUUAAAUAGGGCUAUUUAGUCAAGAGAUAUGCCUUAUUAAUGUUUGUGAAUUAACCUACAGGUUUAAGUCUUUACAAAUUUCGCACCCAGGGACGUCCUCCUUUCUACUCUUAUAUUAUUUAUAUGUUGUCUUCUGCUCAUUAUAAUACAACCCUAAAGAGCUGGAUAGCGCAAUAUUUUGUAUCGGACGUAGGCGCUAAGGAAUACACCCAAUUUGAGGAUGUAUAGCCACUAAUCGAACGAGGAAUAUUUGGAGCUGCUAAAAAAAAACUGAACGUAGCAACUUAUCAUUUGCCUUAUCUCCGGCUUAUGGCUUAAGACUUAGUCUAUGGGCCGAUAUAUCACGAACAAAUAACGGGUUAUCGACCGUUUUUCGCCACUUGUACCUAGGCUUAAGUUAGGAACUAAGUGUUAGUUUUAUAGAAUGUAAUGUGUCAUAUCAUGAUUAAAUAAGAGCUUUUAUGAAUGUAUCACGCUUUUAUAGAUUAUUUUCACAUAAUGUGCCUUAUAUUUUUAUUAAUAAGAAUUUAUUAUGUGUCAUAGAUCUGAAACUUUGUAUUUAAGGUAUUUUUAUAUUAUACUUUUUACACUAUUGUAAAGAUUUAAGAUAAUAAAUUAUGACUUUG
This is a messenger RNA of Amyelois transitella, 3995 nucleotides long. It is a transcript of the gene cv, whose product is annotated as protein twisted gastrulation-like. The transcript has 5 exons. Gene Ontology annotation, biological process: regulation of BMP signaling pathway. The record is from RefSeq and is a predicted model, not a curated record. NCBI's taxonomy places the organism in Eukaryota, Metazoa, Arthropoda, Insecta, Lepidoptera, Pyralidae. Bases 289 to 1008 code for a protein of 239 amino acids.